UCUUUUCUGGAGAGAGGUAAAGAGCUAUGUCCCAAGAGCUCUCUGCAUAUCUUUUUUUUUUUAAGAUUUAUUUUAUUUAUAUGAAUACACUGUAGCUGUCUUCAGACACACCAGAAGAGGGAUGGUUGUGAGCCACCAUGUGGUUGCUGGGAAUUGAACUCAGGACCUCUGGAAGAGCAGGUCGGUGCUCUUAACUACUGAGCCAUCUCUCCAGCCCUCUGCAUAUCUUAAUACACAAACAAGAUACACUGAGGGCUCAGGAUGCAGCUCAGUAGUAGAGUGCUUGCCUAUCAAGCAUGUGUGGGUUAGUGACGCUCUGGGUGCAAUUCCUAACAACACAGCAAACAGUAGUGAGACCUUGGUUCUUGGGGGGAGGGGCCAGGACAGCCACCUGGAUAGAACAGAACAGCAGAGGCUGUCCCCCGGGUCCAAAGUGAUGGGACUUCUCUCCUACCGACUCCCCCUGGAUUUCCAUACUGAUCAAAAGCCUACAGUCAGAGCCAAAAUAGAAACGUAAUCCGUUUCAUGCUGCGGCAUUUUCGAAUUAGGCAACCUUGCAUCCAUUGCUUCACGUCUCUGGCCCUGCCUUCCACUUAACAAAAAGAAGCUGGACUAAAAGAAUUGCUCCCAACUAGUAUGUCAAUGUUAUCUGCACAAUCUUCUAGCAUAGUCAUACAAAUACAGCAUCCUUAUCACUGGGCUGAACUAGGAAAUUUAUAAAACAAACACCUGAGACCUGAGAUUGUGGUGCCCGAUGGAUUAGGGAAACUAGACGACAUGUUUCCUUAGCCUUCCCGAUGAAGACAUCAGAUCUCUUUCGUCUAAUUUUUACUUUUGUGGGGUUUUUGGGGUGAGGAAGUGAAUUGAGACAAAGCCUCCCACAUUGUCCUGGCUGGCCUUGAACUCACAAUGCAGACUAUGCUCCCUUAAACACAUAGAGGUCCACUUGCCUCUGAGUGUUAGACCUAAAGGUGUGUUCCAACAUAUGCAGUCCUACUUUAUUUUUAUUUUGUUUUCUAAACAGGCUUUCUCUGUGUAGCCCAGGCUAUCCUGGGGCUCACUUUGUAGACGAGGCUGGCCUCAAACUCAGAGAUCUUCCUGUUUCUGCCUCCUAAGGGCUGGAUUUAAAGUAUGCUGCCACCACCACCUGGCUAGUUUUGAAUUUUUUUCUGAGAUAAGGUUUUGAUGUAGCCCAGGCUAGCCUCAGAUUCACUAUGCAGCCCAGGAUAACCUUGAUUACCUUCCUAACUCCAUCCCUCAAGUAUGGCGGUUACAGGUGUGUGCCACUACACGCAUGGCUUGGUAUUAGACUUUUUCUUCUUAAUCUUGUUGAGACAGGAUCUCACUAUGUCAUCCUGGCUAGCCUAAAACUUGCUGUAUAGACCAGGAUGGCCCUGAACUCACAGAAAGCCACUUGCCUCUGCCACUGCUUUAAAACUUGGUUUGGGGAACUUGUUAUUCUCACAGAGGAGCUGGGUUUCAAUUUCUAACAACUUCAUGUCAGCUCAAAACCAUUCAUAACACCAAUUCCAGGGGAUCUGAUACCCUCUGCAUUCAUAUACAUAAAUCUCUCUGAAAAGAAAGAAAGACACCUUUAAUCCUAACACUUGGGAAGCAGAGGCAGGAUAAUUUCUGUUUCAGGCUAGCCUGGUCUAUAUAGUGAAAUCAGGCCAAUCAGUCUUCCCAAGUGAGGUCCUGAGAAAGCAGUGUCAAUUGGAGAGAAAACAGCCACAGGAUAUGAAAAGGUCAGGCAGACUGAGUUUGGGACAAUAGCUGGGCCCUCAGGGACCCCAACCCUGCCUAAAGGGUGGUUGUGAGAGAUUCCUUAAAGAGGUGAUAUUCCUACUGAGAGUGGAAGAGGAAGAGAGAACCCUCACAAAGAACUGAACUUUUCAGAGGGAACAGUGUAGAGAGGCCUGGAGUGGACAGAGAAGGGAGAGCCUCUGGAACUCAAAGCAUGCACUGUGAAAUCACUGGUGUGGAGUGAGGUGGGGGUGGGAAGCCGAAAGGCAGGAGGAGGGAGUCAUGUCACCAAGGGAGAGCUCAGUGAUCCGGGUUGGAGGUUUCAGCCUCUCCCAAGGGCAGUGUCAGGGCUGGGGUACAGCCUAGGGGGCCAAGAUUGUGGACAAGGUUAUUUAAGAGUCUACUGCAGCCAGAAAUGCCAGACGUGGCUCAUGCCUUGUAGAAAAAUGCAGAGAUGAGAGUUUAUGCUAUGUAAGCGGCAGCCAUGGGCCCUUUCACUAGGACACAUUCUGUCUGCCUCCAAAGAGGUGUCUCAACUCUUUCAGAUGUAUACUUCAUUUCUCUGCUUAGUAAUUUCAUCUUUUCCUCCUCUGGUUGAGAAAGGUUUGAUGUAAACAUCUAUACAAAACAAUCAAAGGAGAACCUAAUCACAGCCGCCAGGGUGUUUAGAACAACAUGCUGAUUUUAUCUAGUGCUUCUCAAAGUACUCUAAUCUUUAAGAGAACACGCCAUUGCCACAUCAAGGCAGGGGCUUUGGUUUACACAAUCAAACCGUAUUUUUUUUUUAAAGGAAAUGUCUACAUUGCGGGUGGGUUUUUUUUUUUUUAAAAUGGAGAAGAAUUGUUCCAAACAUAACUCUAAAUCCAUCCUCCAUAGAAGCAGCUCGGGGACGUCUCUGCACAAAGUGCACACACAGAGACACACGCAGAGCUGAGCAGUCUGACCCCAUUUCGGUCUGAUCUUCUGCCACACCUGGCAGCCUUGGGUUUUGAUUUAGCUUUCUUUCUUCCUAUUGAAGCCCAGGGUGGCCUGCAAUUUGCCAUCCUCCUGCCUCAGCCUCUUGAGUGCUAACAUUACUGGCCCCCAUCUAGAGGGGCAUGGGUUCUGAUUUUUUUUUUUUACUUCUCUCCCUUCCUAUACAAACAUCAAAGCUGGUGGCAGCCCAGACGAAGAUCUGCUUGUAAAAAUGUUUUCAUGUAGGGUAGUGGUGGUGCACGCCUUUAAUCCCUGCACUCAGGAGACAGAGCCAGACAGAUCUUUGUGAGUUUAAAACCAGCCUAAUCUACAGAGCAAGUUCCAGGACAGCCAUGGCUACACAGAGAAUGAGAGAGAGAGAGAGAGAGAGAGAGAGAGAGAGAGAGAGAGAGAGAGAGAGAGAGAAAUUGAUUUAUGCCUUCCAGGACAUUUGUUUCUUCUGCCCAUCACCUUGGUUGGUCUACAUGGUCCCUAGGGACUAAACAGCUCCAGGUGUGUUUUGCAUUGAUGGGUAUAGAAUUACUGGAAGAUACAUAAAUACACAAACAUUCAACAUUGCUGAAGAUGGCUGGGGCCAAAGUUCCCACCAUGCUCAAGGAGCAACACAGACCCUGACUGGUUGAGACUAAAGGAGCCCUUGAUAGCUCUGGCCUGCAGUUUGAACUACCUUGAGCACAUCAUUAUAAAUGUUGUCACUCUAGCCAUGCUGCACCGCUGGGGGAUGGUAUGUGUUUGAUUAACUAAAUAUUCAAUAAACCUACACAUGCAUUUUAAAGUGAGGUCCAUCCUUAAGACUAUCCAUCAAGUUCCUUCCUUUGUUGUUUUGCUUUCUUCUGAGACAAGGCCUCUUUCUAGCCCAGGCUGUCUUGGAACUCACUAUCUAGAUCUGGCUUGCCUCACACUCACGGCAAGUCUCCUGCCUCAGCUUUCUCAGUUUUUCAGUUCACCAUGCCAAGUCACAGAGUUGAAGACCCUAAAGAAAGUCCUCAGGAUAUAGCUGUAGUCUAUUCAAGCCUGGAGGAGCUGGAAGGAGACAGAUGCUUUGUGGAGGUGGACCUGCAAACAGUGGGGUUACAGUCUAGGCCAACCCAGAAUGUACUUUGGAUGAAGAACAUUCCUCAGACACAACCAGCUGAGUCCCCUCCUUCCAAGUGAAUAACAAGCUCUUCAAGAGAGAUGGGACCAUUCACUCCCAAGGAAUACACCAUUACUUCAGGAGCUCUUAUGUAAAAUGGGGAAAGAAAGACCAGACCACCCAGGGACAUCAACCAAACAUGGCACAAGAAGACACAAUAAUACCAGACAUCAAGGCUGGGUUUUCCCUGAGCUCUAAUGGAAGAGACCUGAUGGAGACCUCCAACCAGGCUCUCUCUCCACAUAACGUUUGCCUGGGUAUCUCUGCACUCAGGCUCGUCAGCCUCCAGAGGAAGCCUCCCUGAUGACAGUGGGACUAAGUACCUAUCCAUGAAUAUAGCAGAACAGCAUUAGGAACCAUUUUGUUGUUUUUUUUUGUUGUUGUUGUUUUUGGUUUUUUGCUUGUUUGUUUAACUCAUUCACUUGAACGUUUAUUUUUAAGUUUUGGUUCGGUUUGGUUUUUCAAGACAGGGUUUCACUGUGUAGCCUUGGCUGUCCUGGAACUCACUCUGUACCCCAGGCUAGCCUCAAACUAACAGAGAUCCACCUGCCUCUGCCUCCUGAGUGCUGGGAUUAAGGGUGUUCACCAACACCGUCCAGCUUUAUUUUUAACAUUUAAUCCCAUUUAUUGAUUGAUUCAUACUCAAGACAGGGUUUUACUGUGUAGUCCUGACUGCUCUGGAACUCGCUCUGUAGACCAGGCUGGGCUCCAACUCAGAGAUCCUGCUGUGAAGCCUCCUGUGUGCUGGGAUUAAAGCAAUGUGCCAACACCGCCCAGCUCAUUUAUUUCCUGUGUGUAUGUUUGUGUGUGGGCAAGUGUACCACAGCAUGUGUGUGGAGGUUCAGAGGACAACUUGCAGGUCUGUGACAAUGGCUUUCACCCCUCUGAGUCAUCCCAUUGGCCCCCAUAUUUAAUUUCACACAUUAUUUCCCAUUCAACCACAGGGUUUCUCUGAAGCUCAUUCACAUACCUUUGGGUGGGGGUAGGACAAGAUCAGUGUGCCUUGGAGCUAGAACUGGGUGUCCUAAAAACAGAAUGUACAUGCUGGGAAGUGCGGCAGACAACUUGAGACCUGCAGGAGAGCAACUGAGCAUUAGAGGACACAGAGUUUGAGGUGGGCCACCCAGGUAGGAGGGCAGUAGACAGGAUUGGCGGCAGGCACUCCAGACAAUGAUACAACAGGUACCAGAAGGAGGAAGGGAGGAGGUGCCGGUUAAAGGCACAGGGCAUCAUUUAGCUAGUGAGGCUUCUUCAGUCUCCUCCCAGGCGCCAACUCUGAGCAGUGUCCUCCAGUCCAGGGAAGAGCAGCUGGUGGCUGGGCUGCUUACAGAAGCUGUGAUGUAAGGGCCCGCUUCACCCGGCAAAGCGUAAAGUAUUUUGUCAGCUACAAUUUCCAGAGGUUAAACAGCCUCCCUGGAUAAAAGCCCACCCAACUGUGUCAUUAAUUUCUCAGGGGACAGUCACCUCCCAAAGCUGGAGACAGGGUCACCUGACCUCAAGCCUUUCACAGACAGCUUGCCCUCUGGCUCCCCACUUCUUUUGCACCUCUAAAGACAUUGGCCCCACUGCCUGGUUAUGCCCACGCCUCCCUACAUCUGGCCGCCCACACACAAAGCUCAUUUGUUCUCUGCAGCUGGCCUACCAUCUGGCUGCCACCCUUAUUAAAGUUGACAUCAGGCCACUGUCUCCUUACCGUACCCUUGCUUCGCUGAUGGCUCAGUGACACCUUACGUUAUUCUCAGCCCUGAAGAGAGCUGGAUACGGUUUCCAGAGUAGACUCACUCUGUCGUCAGAGGCAACACGCAGACCAAUUCCCCUAGCCUCAAACUCUUCCUCCCCACCUUUCUUUUCAAUUCCUUGAGUCAGGGUCUUACUAUGUGGCUCCAGGAUGAUUUGGAACUUCCCUUGUAGCCCAGGCUAGUCUCAAACCUCACGUCUCUGGCUUAGCUUCUUCAGGACUAGGGCUACAGAUGAGUGCCGCCGCACCGAGAUUCCUCCUCAAUUCUUUUCAGGGGCCACCAAGAGUAAACAUGAGGCUCCCGGACAAUCUGGAGCAAAGCCUGUGCUUAUGUGUUGCUUUGCCCUGACCUGGGCUGUCAUAUCCAGGGCGGGGACAUUGUCUCCCACAAGGCUGCUGUCACCUUCUAUCCCACCCUCACAGCCUAGUUCUGAACUCUUAUCACAUAGAUUCCAUCUUCUUCCAUGAGGAGGAUGCCUUGCUUUGCAAUGCAGUGUACCCUGUUCUUGGGAUGGAAUGACAAAGACUACCGUGAUGGGUAGGGCAGGGGAAGAGGAGCUCAGAGAGACAUCACCAUGCUCUGUGGUAGCUCCCCCCAACCCCAGCAUCUAUGGAACUGGGAGAGCUCUCUCCUCCAGAGCACUAGUGCCCAAGGCGAAACCUUUAUAAGUCACACUGGAGUGAUUAUGAGAGAUUCUUACUAAGACGUUUCUAAGAACAAGAGUGCUCCAGGCAAACAGAGCUCCAGCCUUGGCUGCUGUGGAGGACAUAGCCCAGAUGAGUGGACACCAAGUUCUGGGGCUCUGUGCCAAGGGUAUCCACAAAAAACAAACAAAAAAACACCAAAAAACAGCCUUUCUGUCCCACCUCCCACCUUCCGGGUUCUAGUCACAGGACUGUGUGCUGAGGACACAUCCAGGCUGUGGGAGCAGGCUCCUCUUGGGGGCUCUAUCCUCUAGGUUAUCAGGUACCUGAAGAGACACCUGGAUGUACCAGGAGCACAUUUUUCUGGAAGUGAAAGGCUGGGUACUGUGGGAGGAGGAACUGAAUGAAAAUCUCUGAAAUCCUUCUAGGUUAGAGUGUUUGCGUAGCAUGCACUAGGCUCUAAGUUCUAUCUCCAGUAAAGGGAAAAAAAGAGGCAUCAUUAAUUUGGGGGCUGGGGGUUGGUAGAAUGCUUGCCCAGAACGCAUGAAGUCCUGGCUCCACUCCCAAUGCCCCGUAAAGCUGGUGUGCCUGUAAUCUCGGUGUUGUCGUUCUCUGCUAUGUACUGAGCUUGCGACUGGCCUGGGCUACAUGAGACCCUGUCUCAAGAGUAAAUAAAUAAAAAACCUGAGAUGGCUUAGUGGGUAAAGUCACGUGCAGCCAAGCCUGAGGGCCUGAGUUCAUUCCCUGGAAUCCACAUGGUGAAAGGAGAAACUGGCUACUGCAGACUGCCCUCUGGUCUCCUGAUGUAUAAGCACACACACGCACACACACACUCACACACACACAUACACACACACACGCAUGCAUGCACACACACAUACAUACACACAUACACAUAUACACUCAUUCACACCACACACACAUACACUCACACACACACACGCAUGCAUGCACACACACAUACAUACACACAUACACAUAUACACUCAUUCACACCACACACACAUACACUCACACACACGCAUGCAUGCAUGCACACACACAUACAUACACACACACAUACACAUAUACACUCAUUCAUACCACACACACACACUCACACACACGCAUGCAUGCAUGCACACACACAUACAUACACACACACAUACACAUAUACACUCAUUCAUACCACACACACACACUCACACAUAUACACACACACACUCAUUCACACACACAUACACACACACUACACAUGCACAUAUACACACACCACAUACACACAUACUCAUACACACACACAUACAUACACACAUGCAUGCAUGCACGCAAUAUACACACGCAUACACAUAUAUACUCAUUCACACUACACACACACAUACACUCAUACACACAUACACAUACAUACACACACAUAUACACACCACACACACUCAUACACACUCAUAUACACACCAUACACACUCAUAUACACCCACACACACAUACACACACACCACACACACACACAAACACACACACACACACUAAAUGUAAUUUAUAAAAUGUAUUUUUCAGAAAUUUAAAAAAAAUUAGCCAGGCAUAGAGCCAUACACCUUUAAUCCCAGUAACCUGGAAGGUAGAGGCAGGUGGAUCUCUGUGAGUUCCAGGCCGGCCUGACCUACAUAGUGAGACCCUGUUUCAAAAUAAAUAAGUAAAUAUUAAUAAAAAAACCAAAAUAAUAAAAGUGUUAGACGCGAGUCUCUUCCUGUCUGUGCGCCUGGCUCAGUGCCUCUUCUGAGUGCUACACUCUCUCUUACCGUGUGGGCUCAGUACUUUCUACAUCGAUUUCCCAGGAUCAAUUCAAGGAGGAAAAAAAGUGUCAUACAGAAGGAUUCUAAAGCCUGGGCAGAUGAAAGGGAUUACAGUGAAGACCCAGAACACUCAAAUCCACUAGAUAACUUCUCUUUUAAGCAGCUUGGUAGACGUCCCAGAGAUGUGCCGGUUGUAAUUACAGGAAACUGUGAAAUGUGUCCCUUAUAUGGUCAAAGGGACUUGUCAGAUAUGAUUAAGAAUCUUGAGAUCUGAAGAUUAUCUCAGAUUAUCCAUUGACCCCUUUAAGCAGAAACUCACUAAAGAGGGUGGGAGAAGAGCCAGGGUCAGAGAGGGUCCUAGGGUGAGGCCAGAACACUGUGAUGGCCCAGAGCCAGAAAAAGCCACAGAUUGACGUUGAAAUAGGCUACAAUAGGUUCUUCCUAGAGCCCCUGGGAGGAACACGACUUUGUCGACAAUUUGGGUUAACCACUCCAGACCUCUGACCUCUGGUUGUUAGGUGAGGCACCGAGCGGACGGUCGUUUGUUAUGGCAGUAAUAAGAACUAUCAUAAGAAGCUGGGCCUGUGAUCUCUGAAUUUGGAAGGUGUCGACAGAAGAAUCAGGAUUUCACGGUCAUUCUUAACUACAUAACCAGUUUGAGGUCAACUUGGGCCACAUGGCCCCCUGUCUCCAGAUCAAUAAGAUAAAAUAAUCUAAGGCUUGGAGAGAUGGCUCAGCAUUUAAGAGCACAGACUGGUGUUGCAGAGGACCUGGUGCCCAGCAACCACGUGGCAGCUCACAACAAACUGUAACUUCACUUCCAGGGGAUCGGAGUCCUCCCCCUGGCUUCCUCUGGCUCCUGCACACACACAGCACACCAGCUCAUGCAGGCUCACACAUGCACAUAAAAAUCAAAAGUGAAUAGAUCUUUAAAAAAAAAUAAUAAGGGGCUGGAGAGAUGGCUCAGUGGUUAAGAGCACUGGCUGCUCUUCCAAAGGACCCAGGUUCAAUUCCCAGCACCAACAUGGCAACUUACACCAUCUUUAACUCCAGUUCCAGGGAAUCUGACACCCUCUUCUGGCUUCCAAGGGCAUCAGGUGCACCUGCAGCAUAGACAUAUACGCAGGCAAAACACCCAUACACAUAAAACAUAUAAAUACGUUUAAAAAUAAUAAAAUAAUAUCUCAGGGCCAUACCCUGUCAGAUUGAUGUUUACCUUUUAUAUGACAUAGAACGCAUCAUUUUUAAUGUAUGGUUUGGUGUUUUUUUUUUUUUUUUUUUGGUUCUUUUUUUUCGGAGCUGGGGACCGAACCCAGGGCCCUGCGCUUCCUAGGUAAGCGCUCUACCACUGAGCUAAAUCCCCAGCCCCUGGUUUGGUGUUUUUUAAGUUCAUUCACAAGGCUGUACAAUCCUUACCACUGUCCAAUCCUAGAACAUUCCCAUCACCUUAGAAGAAACCUUAUACCUGUUAGUCAUUCCCUAUUCCCGCCACCACGCUUUUUGGCUCUGCAAAUAUGGCUAUUCUGGACAUGUAUGAAAUCACACGUUUGUCUUUGUGAUGUGCUCAAGGUCCUUCCCCAAAGUAUGUACCUUAUGUUUCUAUUUUUAAACUGCAUUUAGGGUGAGAGUGUGUGUGUGUGUGUGUGUUUGUAUGUGUGUGUAUGUGUGUGUUUGUGUGUGUUGUGUAUGUGUGUGUUUGUGUGUUGUGUGUGUAUGUGUGUGUAUGUGUGUGUUUGUAUGCAUGUGUGUUUGUGUGUAUGUGUGUGUUUGUAUGUGUGUGUUUGUGUGUAUGUGUGUGUGCUUGUGUGUAUGUGUGUGUUUGUAUGUUUGUGUGUGUAUGUGUGUUUGUGUGUGUGUUUGUGUGUGUAUGUGUGUGUUUGUAUGUUUGUGUGUGUAUGUGUGUAUGUGUGUAUGUGUGUUUGUGUGUGUAUGUGUGUUUGUGUGUGUGUUUGUGUGUUUGUGUGUGUUUGUGUGUUUGUGUGUGUUUGUGUGUGUAUGUGUGUUUGUGUGUAUGUGUGUAUGUGUGUUUGUAUGUGUGUGUAUGUGUGUAUGUAUGUGUGUUUGUGUGUGUAUGUGUGUGUGUUUGUAUGUGUAUGUGUGUGUGUUUGUGUGUAUGUGUGUUUGUAUGUGUUUGUGUGUUGUAUGUGUGUUUGUGUGUGUAUGUGUGUUUGUGUGUGUGUUUGUGUGUAUGUGUGUUUGUGUGUGUGUAUGUGUGCGUGUAUGUGUGUGUUUGUGUGUGUAUGUGUGUUUGUGUGUAUGUGUGUUUGUGUGUGUGUGUUUGUGUGUAUGUGUGUUUGUGUACGUAUAUGUGUGCGUGUAUGUGUGUGUUUGUGUGUGUAUGUGUGUGUAUGUAUGUGUGUUUGUGUGUGUAUGUGUUUGUGUGUGUAUGUGUUUGUGUGUAUGUGUUUGUGUGUAUAUGUGUGUAUGUUUGUAUCUGUGUAUGUGUGUAUGUAUGUGUGUUUGUGUGUGUAUGUGUGUGUAUGUAUGUGUGUUUGUGUGUGUAUGUGUGUUUGUGUGUGUGUGUAUGUGUGUGUGUGUGUGUGUGUGUGUGGGUGUGUGUUUAUGUGUGUAUACACUCCACAGCCACAUGAGGAGGCGAAAGGACAACUUGCAGGAGCUAGUUUUCUCUUCUACCGAGGUUUGAACUCAGGUUAUCAGGCUUGGUGGCAAGUGCUUCUCCUGGCUGACUCAUCCUCUCUUCCUCCCUUUUAAAUCUCUCUUUACUGUUGAAUGGUAUUCCAUUGUAUGAAUACACCACAUUUUAUUAUUUACCCAGUCAUCCGUUGAUGGGCGUGGCUAUUAAUACUGCUGUGAACAUUUGUACACAAGCCAUUGUGUGAACCUAUGUUUUCUUCCUCUUGGGUAUACAACCGGAAAUAAAAUUGCUAGUUUGUAUGGUAACUAUAAGUUUGACUUCACUCUCAUUCAUUCAUUCAUUCAUUCAUUCAUUCAUUCAUUCAUUCAUUCAUUUUGAGAUAAGUUCUCAAACGUAGCAUAGGCUGGCCUUGAACUCAUUAUGUGGCUAUAAAUGACCUUGAACGUCUGCUUCUCCUGUCUGCACCUCCCCAGAGUUUGGAUUACAGGUGCCGGAGUUUGAACCCAGGGCUCCAGGCAUAAUAGGUUUGUAUUCUGUGAACUGAGCCACAUCCCCAGCCUUACACUUAACUCUCCAAGGACCUGCAAGACUGCUCCCCACGGCCGCUGCUCCAUGGUGCCUUGUCCAGCAGCAUGUGUCAGGUCUGGUUUCCUCAUGUUCCCUCGAGCAUUUAUUCUGUGUUUCCAUACAUGGCUGUGUUCUAAGCUAUAGCCACAACCCUUGGUUCUGUUUUUGUUUUCAGGACAAGGUUUCCCUGUGCUGCCCUGACUGUCCCAGUAUUCUCCAUGUAGUCAAAGCUGCCUCAGACUCCUACCUAUCUUGGUCACCUCCUUUUUAUUUGUCUUAAAUGAUAUUUUGGAGUGGGGUGUGUGCAUGUGAGUGCAGGUACCUAUAGAGUCCAGGAGAGUGUGUCAGAUUUCCCUGGAGCUGGACUUACAGGCAGUUGUGAGUUACCUGAUGAGGAUGCUGGGAACAGAAGAACUCAGGCCCUCUGGAAGAGCAGUAUGUACUCUUGACAUAGCCAUCUCUCCGGUCCCUACUGUACAUUAUUAUUAAUCUGAAGGAGGCUGAAAAAGGGGGAGUUUCCAUGGUGACUUCCUUAAUGACCAAAAGCUGAGACCACACCCACCUUAGUGCUGCCAAGCCUCAGGAUUCUGGCUUCUCCCUGGGGUCUCAAUUACAAGAAAGUUCAGCAAAGCACUUGAGGCCUGUGUGUAAGUUGGUCAGGUUUGAGGGCAGCCCCAGGCCGAGUUAGAAUGGCCUGAAGUCUCAGAAGGGAACCAGAACAGAGAAAAUCCAGAGGUUUAGAUAAAGGAAAGGUAUGUCCUGGGCACCUUAGGUAUCAGGGGUCUGGGAGGCAGAUGGGGGUGGUUCCUGACUGGCUAGAUCUGCCACUUGAAAAAUCGGGCCAUUUCUGUCAGACCUGUUGGGGGAAGGGAAGGAGUUUGCACAUGAGGAGUCAGUCACACAGGCGGGUGCCUUAGGCCUGCAGGUCACCUGGUGGCACACGCCCUCUUAGCUACCCAGGAGACAACAAGUUCUCCACCGAGCCAGGAAGAAAAAUUUUCCAGGAGCCCUGGGCUCCCUGGUGACAGGGAAACGAGUGUUGUCAGAACUGUGUGUUGUCAGACGUCAGGAAUUCCAGCAGUAGGGCCGCAUUCCCUAGGACUAGCACGCUCACUGUACAGUGAAUAAGUUAUUACCAUGCUGCCCCAAAUCUACUGCUCUGGCAUCUUGACUAUUUUAAUCUAAAGGCCUUUGAGAAACAGCAGGUGCAAGAAGAGCACUUUGACCUUCCCUGUUCUUAAAAGUAGCAGGUGAGGGAUUAGGGGAGAUCGCUCAGUGGUAGAAUGUUUGUCUAGCUUGCACGCAUGAGUCCUGAGGCUCGGCCUCAGCACAUGUGAGUCCUGUGUGAGCCAGGUAUAGAGACAUAGACCUGCAAUCCCAACACUCUAGAGACUGAGGCAGGGGGAUGGAAACUUCAAGGCCACUCAAGGCUAUAUAAUGAGACCUUGUCUUUAAAGGAUAAUCUUAUUUGAAAAAUGUCCCCUUUGUUCCAGAAGGGCAGCGCCAUUCUCACGGUCUAGGAUGGGACUGUGAGGCCCAAGGAAACCUGUACAAACCUCCUCCAGCUCGCCGUCCUAACCCCACCCAGCUCAUCCUUCCAACCCAUGCCCCUUUGCCUUGUGACAUUUUCCUGAUUUACUUUUGUUUGUCCAGUUCAAUGCUGUGUCUUCCGGCCUCCAGGUCCUGCAUUCUCCUGCGCUACACUCAGCUGGCCUUCCUUUGCAUUCCUUCUAAUAAUCCACCGUAUGGCAGUUUAAUUCCCAGCCCCAGCCCACAAACCUCAGGGCAGCAGAGGUAAACCCUUUUCUCCCUUACAGCUGUACCAACAAGGAAAGCACUGAGAGCGAUGUCCUCCGCACGUGAGCCGUGCCCACUGACACAAGGAACAGCUCUGUGCUCUUUGGGCCCACGCAUCCAUCAUUGUCAUCCUCACAACAGCUUUGUAGGAAGGCCCUAUCCCUGCUUUCAGCAGUAGCACAUCCAGACUCACGAGAUGAGUAGCUUCACUGAGAGGACCCAGCUGCUAAGUAACUGGCCUCCUCCCAGGAGUGUGGCUGUGCCCGCCGCCAGGACUGCCAAGGAGGCAGUGAUCUGGAGUGCUGCUCCAUUCGAAGUAGGGGCUUUGACCAAGAAGAUACAGGGUAGAAGCUCCUAGAGCCCAGGAGUCAUGGCUGCUGAUGGACCUCACUACUACUAGCCUGGUUCUGGGAGCCACUGAAGAUCUUGGCUUCCUGUGACCCUGAAUCAGGUCUAAG
Messenger RNA from Rattus norvegicus (Norway rat), 13426 nucleotides. The record is from RefSeq and is a predicted model, not a curated record. Lineage: Eukaryota; Metazoa; Chordata; Mammalia; Rodentia; Muridae.